CGUCUUGACGUGUAUGAGGAAGUGUCAAAGGAUAUAUUUUCACUUUGUUUUCUCGAUUUUGAAUUAUGAGAAGAAAAAAAUAAGUGAAUUACAAUAAUAAAGCAGCAUUAUCAUUUAUGAACUAAAAGACAAUUUAAAGUAUCAAAAUGGUUUUAAUGACAAUGAUCGCCCGUGUUGUUGACGGGCUGCCUUUAGCCGCUACUAUGCAAGAGGACGAACAGAGCGGCUGCAAUGUAUUGGAGUAUCAAAAUCAAGCAAAAAUGCUGUUUAGAAAACUAACUCCGCAGUCUCCAAUACGCUGCUCGAUUGAAACUGGACCCUAUCUCUUCCACUAUUUGAUUGAGAAUGAAAUCUGCUAUUUAGUUCUGUGCGAGCGCAAUUACAGUAAACGACUUGCCUUCAGUUAUUUAGAAGAAAUUGCGCAGGAAUUCUAUCAACAGUACGGAAAAAGAGUGAACACAGUAACGAGACCGUACACAUUCAUCGAGUUCGACACUUGGAUGCAGCGAGCUAGGAAGCAGUAUGCCGAGGGGGGAGCGCGGGCGCGGCGGGCGGGGGCCGCGUCUCAGCUCGGCGGCCAGCUGGGAGACGUGCAGCGGAUCAUGAUGCAGAACAUUGAUGAUGUUCUGCAGCGGGGAGCUAUACUGUCUGAAUUGGAUACAAAGACGCAGAAACUCUCGAUGAUGUCUCAGAAAUAUAAAAAGGACGCAACUUACCUUAACACAAAAUCCAUGUUAGUGAAGGUUACAGCGGGAGCCGUCAUACUUCUCGUAUUUGUUCUCUACUUCUGGGUGCUUUAGGUUCCUAUCUGAUGUUUUAUUAUACCAAAAUUUGUUUUAGACACUGUUAAUUUAUUCAUUUUGUUAUUUUUUCAAUUUUUCCUCUUCUACCAAUAGAAUUUUAAUGACAUCAAUAUGCAUUGCUCAAUGAUUUCAUCAUGUUAAUUAUUAUAUAGAAACCUUUUUGUACUCUUCAAUUCAAUAGACAUAAUAUGUAAAACUAUAAAAUUUUGGUACAAUAUAACACAAGUUCAUAUGUUAGAUUUAAAAGUGAUCUAGCCGACUGACUUUGACCUUUUUAUAAUAAAUACCUAAAUGCAUUCCUUCAUAAAUAAAAAUUAAUUCAUUAAAAUAAAAUUUUCUAAAAAUAAAUGAAUACUUAGAAUUUCUAGUAUUGUAUGGGUAAUUUUUAUAUGUUGAAACAUGCUGUAGGUGUAGAUAUUAGUCAAAAAAUAUAUUUUAUUUAGGUAACACCACAUAACCAUAGAUAUGACAAACUGCAGUGAAAAUAUGCCUCAAGUUAGGGUUGUCAUCUGAACAAAAGCAACAUUUUUAUUGAAACAUAAAUUUUUUAUUGAUAAUGAUUGAUAUAUUAAAUUAAAUUUUAUCAAGAUUUAAAACUAUGUUAAAGUUGAGGAAAUGUAAGGACAAGAGGACUUGACACCUCUAAUCUUUAAAAAAAUAAAAAAAAAAAACAAUACAAUACAAAUAUACUUAUUGUAUGUAAAAAAGACCAGAACAAUAACUAAAGAAAAGUUAAACUAAAGUAUUUAUUAGGUAGCUUGAAAAUUCAAUUUUUAGCUUCUGAUUAAAGUUGCUUUAGCUUUCAAAAGGUUCAUCAAUUUAGCAUUAUGAAUAAGUUUAAUUGAUAGAUGAAAUAUUCACGAAAACUAACAAUUAUAAAGCAAUAAAAAACGAAAAGCUUGAUGUGUAAAAAUUAUUUUUUGUAUGUAAUUGCCAAUUCUAUUUUUUAUAACACUUAAGUGUGUGGACGGUUAUGGAAUGUUGUAAAUGUCUUGUUAAUAAAUAUUUUGUUUAUUUAAGAAAUAAUAAAUAUGUAUUCUUUCCAA
Melitaea cinxia (Glanville fritillary) is the source of this 1849-nucleotide messenger RNA. RefSeq names its product vesicle-trafficking protein SEC22b-B (gene Sec22). The record is from RefSeq and is a predicted model, not a curated record. The coding region runs from base 147 to 800 and encodes 217 amino acids. The transcript has 5 exons. Gene Ontology annotation, molecular function: SNAP receptor activity. Gene Ontology annotation, biological process: vesicle fusion with Golgi apparatus; endoplasmic reticulum to Golgi vesicle-mediated transport; retrograde vesicle-mediated transport, Golgi to endoplasmic reticulum. NCBI's taxonomy places the organism in Eukaryota, Metazoa, Arthropoda, Insecta, Lepidoptera, Nymphalidae. Gene Ontology annotation, cellular component: SNARE complex; endoplasmic reticulum membrane; Golgi membrane.